AUGGAGAAAGUGGAGAAAUCCUCCCCGUCUCGUUCCUCGUCCCCUCAGCAAGCUUUGACUGCAGAAGAUGAGCCGCAACGAAAAAUAACCGGUGCCCGCUGGGCAGCUUUUGUUAUCAGCACCUUGACGGCUAUCUUCGUCUACUCGUUGGACAACACUAUCGUUGCCAACAUCAUUCCGGUCGUUGUUAACGAUCUCAACGGAGUUGACAAGCUACCAUGGCUGUCCGUCGGAUUCAUGAUCGGGGGGAUGGCAACUAUCCUCCCAUUCGGAAGACUUUACACAAUGUAUGAUUCCAAAUGGGUUUACAUCAUAUCUUUUGUCUUCUUCCUCGCCGGAUCGGCACUUUGCGGCGCAGCACCAAACAUUGAUGCUGAAAUCAUUGGUCGUGUCAUGGCCGGUGCCGGUGGGAACGGGAUGUAUGUCGGUCUUCAGGUGCUCAUGUCUAUGCAUACUACGGAUAAGGAGCGUCCCACAUACCUUAGCUACGUCGGAGGCACCUGGGGCGUAGGAACCGUUUGUGGUCCAGCUGUCGGAGGCGCCUUCUCGUUGUACAACUGGCGAUGGGGGUUCUACAUCAAUCUCCUUUUCGGGGCUAUCCUUCUGCCAACUUAUCUCAUCGUCAUCCCCUCGGCCAACCCGUUGCCGAAUAAAAAGCAGUCUGAAAAGCUCGCUCUCAUGGACUGGGUUGGCGUCAUCAUCAGCAUUGGCGCCAUGGCAACCAUCGUCAUGGCUAUCAAUCUAGGCGGAGUGCAAUUCCCCUGGAACAGUGGCUCGAUCGUCGCAUUAUUCGUCGUCAGUGGUGUUCUUUGGAUCGCAUUCGCUCUCCAGCAGUCGUUUUGUCUCUUCACGACGGAGCAUAAACGUCUGUUUCCUGUGCCCAUGCUGAAGCAGAAGAUGCCGGUAUUGCUUUUCAUUGCCUGCGCUGGCGGCUCUGCGGCUUGCUACAUGUCUACAUACUGGAUUCCCAUCUACUUCCAGUUUUCCAAGGGAGACUCAGCAAUCUAUACGGCUCUUCGACUGCUGCCGUUCAUCCUCGCGCUUAUCACGAUAAUGCCCGUGAGUGGACACCUGAUAAGCAGAUGGGGUUGGUAUAAACCUUGGUUCGUGGGAGGAAGUGCUUUGACUCUUAUCACAGCUGCACUCAUGGCCCACUACAUCAAUGGGGGCACACCGGUUGGUGCCUUUUAUGUCAUCGAGCUGUUCUUGGCCUUUGGAAUUGGCGCCUAUGCACAAAAUGCAUUUGCCGUCGUUCAGUCAGUUGUCGCCCCCAAAGACGCACCCUCUGGGCUCGCCCUCAUGCUCGUUGGGCAACUGACGGGCAUCACGUUUGGUCUCUCCAUCAGUGGUGCCGUAUUCAUCAACACAGCAACAAGCGGACUUCAUGAUGCGCUACCACAGAUUCCCGUCGAGGAGUUGUCGCAUGUCGUUGCUGGAGCUAGCAACCAGGUCUUUGAGUCAUUGUCACUCGAGCAACGAUCACGCGCCCUCGAGAUUAUUGUCCAGUCCUGGAAUAAGACUUUCAUCUGUGUUUACGUCGCUGCUGCAGCCAGUUUAAUUUCGUCGGUUUUCUUCAAGAACACCAAAGCCAAUGUCAACACCGCCGCUGUGGUUCUAUGA
Molecule: messenger RNA, 1620 nt
Organism: Podospora anserina S mat+
Lineage: Eukaryota; Fungi; Ascomycota; Sordariomycetes; Sordariales; Podosporaceae
Exons: 8
Coding region: 1-1620 (539 amino acids)
Biological process (GO): transmembrane transport
Molecular function (GO): transmembrane transporter activity
Source: RefSeq, a predicted model, not a curated record